Messenger RNA from Coffea eugenioides, 396 nucleotides. RefSeq names its product putative cell wall protein. The transcript has a single exon. NCBI's taxonomy places the organism in Eukaryota, Viridiplantae, Streptophyta, Magnoliopsida, Gentianales, Rubiaceae. The record is from RefSeq and is a predicted model, not a curated record. The coding region runs from base 1 to 396 and encodes 131 amino acids.
AUGGGAAAAAUCCAUCCUUCUAUCGCGGCUUUCCUUUUAAUACUGAACGUGUUACUAAGCUUAACAGGGGUUGCAUUUUCGGGCCGCGAAAUCCCAAUGAAGGAUUCCAAAAAUUUGGAAAAAAAACAACCAGAAUCCUUCAUUGGUAAUGAUGGAAGUGUCCUCAUUCCAGGCAUGGGCAGGUACAUGUUCCCUAGGCCAGGCACACAUUUCGAUCCAAUCAACUACAAUCCCAUUACUGGCACUAAUGGAGGAAAUGGUCUGCCCGGAAUCGGCAGCUUUGGCGGCCCUAUCCCCGGCCAAAGCUAUAUUCCAGGCGGUGAUGAUACAUCUGUCCCCAUUCCUGGUGUUGAGGUGCCAGUUGGCGGCAGCAUUCCUGCAUCUGCUCGCCCUUGA